Molecule: messenger RNA, 939 nt
Organism: Brassica napus (rape)
Lineage: Eukaryota; Viridiplantae; Streptophyta; Magnoliopsida; Brassicales; Brassicaceae
Product: LOB domain-containing protein 1-like
Exons: 2
Coding region: 16-759 (247 amino acids)
Source: RefSeq, a predicted model, not a curated record
AAUGUGGAAACAUAUAUGUUUCAUCAACAAAAAAAUAUGGCGUCAUUUAUGAUGUCAGGCGGUCACCUCACUUUGUCUAUAUAUACCACAUAUCUACCAAAAAGCACUUCACCCUCAAAACACUUGAUAAUGCUUGAUAUGGAGAGCAAGUGUGACGCUUCUGCCGCUAUCAUCUCUGCUUCUCCAACCUCUUCUCCUCCUCCACCACAGCUUUCACCACGUUUGGUGCUUAGCCCAUGCGCUGCUUGCAAAAUCUUGAGGCGGCGUUGUGGAGAUAAAUGCGUUUUGGCUCCCUACUUCCCUCCAACGGAGCCAGCCAAGUUCACUAUCGCCCACCGUGUGUUUGGAGCCAGCAACAUCAUUAAGCUCUUGCAGGAACUUCCCGAAUCACAAAGAACCGAUGCUGUAAAUAGUAUGGUGUAUGAAGCCGGAGCUAGAAUCAGAGAUCCAAUAUAUGGAUGUGCCGGUGCCAUAUACAAUCUACAAAGACAAGUGAGUGAACUCCAAGCACAGCUAGCAAAAGCUCAAGUGGAGAUAGUAAGUAUGCAGUUACAAAGAUCAAAUCUACUAGAACUGAUUCACAACAUGGACCAACCAAACCAAGAGCAACACAACAUGUCAUUUGAGAGUUCCUUUGGAAAUUGUGAUGAGUUCAUUAGCAGCCCGGACGAAGAGAGCAAUGAUUUUGGAUUCAUUGAAGACAACAAGUACUCCAACACCAUUCCAUCAACGUUGUGGUGUGAUCCUCUUUGGAUAUGAUAUUAACUAUAUAUAGUAUGAUUUUGACUAUACUUCACUUCAAAGCCUUUUAGUUAAGUUACUCAUGGCUAGUUAUAGCAAACUUAGCAUACACAUUGUUAGAGACACACUAUUAAUGUAAUAAAUUAUAUGGUGAAUUUAUCGGAAAUUUUAAUAUGUCAAAGGUUGUUUAUGCUGAAA